Molecule: messenger RNA, 681 nt
Organism: Yarrowia lipolytica CLIB122
Lineage: Eukaryota; Fungi; Ascomycota; Dipodascomycetes; Dipodascales
Biological process (GO): RNA splicing
Cellular component (GO): precatalytic spliceosome
Source: RefSeq, a predicted model, not a curated record
AUGUCUGGACGACGACGAUCUCUUUCGCCACGCAACAAGCGGCCUGCUCCCCGCAGCUACGGCGACUUUGGUCGCAACGACAGAAGCGAUAGAGGCGAUAGAGACGAUAGAUCUGACGACAGACGAGACGACUACAGAAGAGGAAGAGAAGGAUACAGAGAACGAGACAGGUACCGUGAAAGCGACCUGUAUCGUGGUGAUGAGCGGGAUUCUCGACUUAGAAGACCUGGUGAUCAUGGCCGGAAUGAACGCUUGACCGAUGAUUUCGGCAGAGACAUUCCUCGAGACAGUUUCAAGGCUGACAAGAGAGUUGAGAGGAAUGAGAGAGUUGAGCGAGCUGAACAGGUGCCACAACACAAAGUGGAGGACAAGGUCGAAGAAAAGGUCGAAGAAAAGGUUGACCAAAAGACCGAGAAACCUGCUACUAUUGGCGCUGAGACUGCUUCCAAGUCUAAGAACAAAAAGAAGGCCCAGGAGCCUGAGGAAGCGGCCAAUGACUCGGACGAAGAGUUGCAACGAAUGAUGGGCUUGUCGUCGGCGUCUUUUGGCACCACCAAGCACAAAAAGGUGGCUGGAAACCAGGUCGGAGCAGUGUCUAAACCCAAGGCCACCCAGUACCGACAGUACAUGAACCGAGUGGGCGGUUUCAACCGGGCCUUAUCUCCCGAAAGGAAGAAGUAG